AUGUCCUACAAGCCCAUCGCGCCCCGCCCCCGCAGCGCCAGCCCCGCCCCGGGGCCCGCGGCGCCGCCCGCCGCCACCAGCGUCCCCUCGCCGUCCGGCUCCGCGCCCGGCGCCGCCGCCGCCCCGUUCCGGCCGCUCUUCAACGACUUCGGGCCGCCCUCCAUGGGCUACGUGCAGGCCAUGAAGCCCCCCCGGUGCCCCGGGCUCGCAGAGCACCUACACCGACCUGCUGUCCGUCAUCGAGGAGAUGGGCAAGGAGAUCCGGCCCACCCUACGCCGGCAGCAAGAGCGCCAUGGAGCGGCUCAAGCGGGGCAUCAUCCACGCGCGGGCGCUGGUGCGGGAGUGCCUGGCCGAGAACAGAGCGCAACGCCCGCAACGUGACGGCCGCCUCCGGUGUCCCCCUCCCUUCCCCUCCCCCCCACCGGUCGCCGGAGCCCCGGCCGGUGCCCCCCCCCCCCCAUCCCAACCCUUUCGUACGGGGCCGCCCCCGGGGCUCCCCCUGA
Molecule: messenger RNA, 504 nt
Organism: Cygnus atratus (black swan)
Lineage: Eukaryota; Metazoa; Chordata; Aves; Anseriformes; Anatidae
Gene: CDK2AP2
Product: cyclin dependent kinase 2 associated protein 2
Source: RefSeq, a predicted model, not a curated record